UUCACGAACCUCCACUCCAGUCUCAGUCCUUGUAUAAGCGGCACCUCCAGCAGCGUACUUCAUUUUGAAGGGGAACUGCUUUAUUUUUUAAUCCCAGCAUUUGGGUCUAAUGGACAAACUCUUUGUAAAUGCUUUUUAAGAAUCAUAACUCUAGGAAAUCACACACUGGCUACUCAGCAGGCCCUGGCCUCGAGUCUUAUUUAAAGGGGUUUAACUUCACUGGUGAGCCACCUUGGCUUCUCUGCACCUGAGUAACAGCAACACUGAAUUCCAUCUCUUUCGUAUCCAAUUUACUAGUGACUAAUUUAAAGGACUUGUGACUAUGAACGCUGCUACUUCCACUGAGUUUGAAUUCCUUUUCCUGGAGGAAGGUUUCUCUGCCCGGGAUAUUGUUGAGCAAAAGAUCAAUGAGUCAUCUAUGUCGGAUGACAGGGACGCGUUCUACGUCUGUGACUUGGGAGAUGUGCUUAAGAAACACCUGCGCUGGUUGAGGGCCCUACCUCGCGUCACUCCUUUCUAUGCUGUCAAAUGCAAUGACAGUCGGGCUGUAGUUAUGACACUGGCAUCCCUGGGAACUGGCUUUGACUGUGCAAGCAAGACGGAGAUUCAGCUGGUUCAGUCUCUGGGAGUGGAUCCAAGCAGAAUCAUCUAUGCCAACCCCUGCAAACAAGUUUCUCAGAUAAAGUAUGCGUCUGCUCAUGGGGUCCAGAUGAUGACCUUUGAUAGCGAGGUGGAACUCAUGAAAGUGGCUCGCUGUCAUGACAAUGCCAAACUGGUGCUGCGUAUUGCCACAGAUGACUCAAAGUCAGUGUGUCGUCUGAGUGUGAAGUUUGGGGCCCCACUCAAAGCUUGUCGUGGUCUUCUGGAGCGGGCUAAAGAACUGGGGCUGGACGUGAUCGGUGUCAGCUUCCAUGUUGGCAGUGGCUGCACUGAUUCCAAGACCUAUGCACAGGCUAUCGCUGAUGCCCGCUGUGUUUUUCAUAUGGGGGAUGAACUUGGCUUCAACAUGGAUCUCUUGGACAUUGGUGGUGGUUUCCCUGGUUCAGAUGAUGCUGAACUCAAAUUUGAAGAGAUCACAGCUGUAGUCAACCCAGCCCUGGACAAGUAUUUCCCUGCUGACACUGGUAUUAAGAUAAUUGCUGAGCCAGGACGCUUUUACGUAGCUUCUGCUUACACACUUGUUGUCAACAUCAUUGCCAAGAAGGUCAUCAUGGACGAGGAGUCAGCCUCUGACGAGGAAGAUGAAGGGACCAAUGACAGGACUCUGAUGUACUAUGUCAAUGAUGGGGUGUAUGGAUCUUUCAACUGUAUACUCUUUGACCAUGCUCACUGUUUGCCAACACUGCAUAAGAAACCAAAGCCAGAUGAGGCCAUGUACCCCUGCAGUAUCUGGGGCCCAACUUGUGAUGGCCUUGAUCGUAUUGUUGAGCAGUGUAACCUGCCUGACUUGCAGGUGGGCGACUGGCUGGUUUUUGAGAACAUGGGUGCCUACACUGUGGCUGCCUCCUCCACCUUCAAUGGUUUCCAAAGACCUGACAUUCACUAUGUCAUGUCCCGCCUUGCCUGGCAACACGUGCAGCAGAUUUGUUCCCAGGGCAUGCCAGCUCCUGCGGAGGAGUCUUGUCUUUUUGAAGUGUCAGCCUGCUGUGGCCAAGAGAGCAACUUGGAGAUGUCCACCAAGCCUUGCCAGGCUCAUGUGGUUUAAACACAGCAAUGAUCUUGGGAUCUUUAUUAAAUAUUGGCUAAGGUUAUCAUUGGUUAUAUAUAUAUAUAUUUUUUUUUUUUUUCUCCCUUCUCCCCAAAAGUACAUGAAAAUUCGAGGCCAGUUACUUGAUGGGAGAAUGAGAGGGACAUGUUGUUGCACAAAACUUCUGUGUUCUGUAUGGAAGCUGGGGAUCAACCCUCAAUGAAAUGAGGCUGAAUCACACUCUGAGUGUCUCUACGGGUUCCAGGCAGUGUUACAGGGCAACUCUGUACUUGAAUUUGUUAGUGCCGUCUUCCUGCCCUAAUCUGUGGGGAAUGACUGCACGAACAGGAGUACUAUAGUUCAUGAAGAACGUAUUUGCUGAACUGGAAUAAUGUAGGGAAAGAAGCGGUUUCUUUGCAAAAUAAAUAACAAAACUGCUUUUCUUUGAAUGUUUCCCAUGACCAUAGGACUCAAAACUUGAAACUGUAGCUAUAAUUCAAGAGGUAAAGGGUUACUCAUGCUAUUAAUUUAGUAAUAUUUAAAAAAAAAAAAAAAAAAAAAAAUAGUACCAGGUUGCUUACAGCUUAGGCAAAAUGUAAGGAGGUGUUUUAACUGCCGACCCUUCAAAGCCCUAUUAACAGAUGAAGUCAUAUCCCUGGCUAGUAACUCGCAAAGAGGUGGUUGGAGGGGUGAUUUAAUUCCUCAAAUGGCUGCUAUGUUAAUAUUUUUCUUUUCCAUGAUCUCCACUUCUGUACAGAACCCUUAAAGUGUUAAUCCUCAAGAUGUUAACAUAUUAAGAAAUACUCCCCCAUCCCAUACACUUUGUGUUCUGUAAAUGCUUCUCUGCUGGUUAUGGACAGAGCUACAAUUUCACAUGCAAAAUUGUCAAAACACCAUAUAGUGUGACUCUGUGCUGAUACGGCUGCAGCAAUUGACAACUUGUCAGCAAUAUAGACACACACACUGCAUAGAAAUUUCAGCUACUACAGGUGCCACCAAAAACAAAUCUUCACGAUUAACACUUAAAACACAGGGACUCAAGAAGCAGACUGCACCCCUUCUCUUCUCCAUAUUUCUAUCCUUUUUGUUUUGUAACUUGUGUAAGACAAAUCUAUUAAUGAUAUUGAGUGUUUAAACAUACAUUUGAAAUUGAUACGAAAGAGAUGGGAUUGCUAAUUCAUAAUGCUUUCCUAUGGAAACUUUAAAAUUUU
Molecule: messenger RNA, 2898 nt
Organism: Xiphias gladius (swordfish)
Lineage: Eukaryota; Metazoa; Chordata; Actinopteri; Istiophoriformes; Xiphiidae
Gene: odc1
Product: ornithine decarboxylase 1
Exons: 11
Coding region: 323-1705 (460 amino acids)
Cellular component (GO): cytoplasm
Molecular function (GO): ornithine decarboxylase activity
Source: RefSeq, a predicted model, not a curated record